Molecule: messenger RNA, 1368 nt
Organism: Hevea brasiliensis (rubber tree)
Lineage: Eukaryota; Viridiplantae; Streptophyta; Magnoliopsida; Malpighiales; Euphorbiaceae
Exons: 6
Coding region: 1-1368 (455 amino acids)
Source: RefSeq, a predicted model, not a curated record
AUGCUAGCUAGUAGUCUAGUGGACACUGAAGAGAAGAGAAUGAAGAGGUUCAGAGAUGGUCUUGAUGAAGGACUGCAAAAGCUAGUUACUGCUAGCAGGUGCACCACAUUUACUGAGAUGGUGAAUCAUGCCAAAGAGCUAAAGGGCAUUAAGAACAAAGUAGCUAAUCAGAAAGAUUUCAGUAAAAGGACGUUUGAGCAGGGUGGUUCCUCUAGGAAGAAAGGGAGAUUUGGUGCUGCUACUUAUCCUCAGAGGGCUGGUAGUUUCAGAUCACAUGGACCAUCUAGGAGGCAUACUGUCAGGCCUACACAUUCCCAUGCUAGUUCACCCACUGUGAACCAGAGUAGGCAGCACCGUGAGAGUGCCCACAGGCCGAGCGUGCUAUUGCUCCAGUUCAAUCGGAUGGAUCAGUUGGAUUAUGAUGUGUUAGUGUCUAGCCCUGUUGGACAGGAAGUAGUGGUUAAUCAGCAUGUGACAUUUAGGGCACAUGAGUUUACUCAUGUGGUAGUUCAUAGAGUGAGAUAUACCUUGCCAUCUAAUGUUAUUUUAAUAGCUCGAGUGAUAAGGAUGUUGAAAAGUGGAUGUGUUGCAUAUUUAGCUCAUGUGGUAAACACACGUGUGGAGAGUCCCAGUUUAAAGGACAUUCCCACUGUGUGUGAUUUUGAGAAUGUGUUUUUAGAGGAUUUGCCAAGUUUGCCACCCACUAGGGAAGUUGAGUUUGGAAUUGAGGUUCUUUUGGGGACUAAUCCUAUUUCUAUCACCCCAUAUCAGAUGGCACUAGCUGAGUUGAAGGAACUAAAGAUGCAAUUGCAAGAGUUAUUAGAUAAGGGGUUCAUUCGACCUAAUAGUUUACCAUGGGGUGCUCUGGUAUUGUUUGUGAAGAAGAAAAAUGGUAGCCUCAGGCUGUGGGCAAAGGUGUUCUCCAAGAUAGACUUGAGGUCGAGCUAUUAUCAGUUAAGAGUUAAAGAGCAGGAUAUUGCUAAAACUGCUUUCAAGAGUUGGUAUGGGUACUAUGAGUUCUUGGUGAUGCCCUUCAGGUUAACUAAUGCCCUGUCUGAAGAGGAGCAUGAUAGGCAUUUGCGGAUUAUGUCACAAACUUUGAGGGAAAAGGAACUCUAUGCCAAAUUUUCAAAGUGUGAGUUUUGGCUUAAGGAGGUAGCCUUUCUGGGACACAUAGUUUCAGCAGAGGGAAUCAAAGUUGAUCCUGGGAAGGUGAAAGCAAUCAUAGAGUGGAAGUCACCUAAAAAUGUGACUGUGAUAUGGAGUUUUCUUAGGUUAGCUGGGUACUAUAGACGUUUUGUGAAGGGGUUCUCGAUUAUUGCAACACCUCUCACUAAGCUACUUAGGAAGGAUGCUAAGUUUGUUUAG